AUGAUUCGUCAUUUGCGUAGCUGUCAUCCCACUGAAUACCAAACACUACAAGCAGCGAAACAGAAUAACAUAAUCACGAAAGAAGUAAACGGGAGCUUAAAUUGCACACAUCAUGACAGUGCAGCACUGAUGUCUAAACCAAGUGAUUUGACAAGUCAUUCUAUUGAAAACAUAAUCACAACUACAUUUAAUAUUAAGCAUAAAGAUGUAAGGAAUGUUACCAGCUAUUUGUAUGGAUAUGCCAAUAUUGGUCCUCAACAGAAAAAAGCAAAAUUUGAUGAAUGUUGCAAGGCAGUCGAUUUACGAAUGCCGACAACUAAUAAGACAAAUCAGAAGGAACUAGAUGAAAAAACAAGAGGAGUGAGGGAAAAUUUUUGGCCUGACGAUCAUCCGGAUGCACGCAGAAUUACGGAUCAGAUUGGAGUGAUGAUGAUUCUGGAUAAUCAGUCCCCUGUUACCAUUAAUCGUAUUGGUUUUCGAAAUUUACUCCGUCUUCUUCAACCUAAAUAUCGUCUUCCGUCAGUCGAGUUUUUCCAUAAAUUAAUUUUGCCUAGAUUGAUGAAUCAGCUGAAGUAUAGUGUCACUUCACAACUAAGUGAUCUUGGCAAUCAACAAAAUGAUUUAAAUGGACGACUGAAUGCUUUGGCUCCCAUGAUAGCAAAGGAAUAUGAUUCAGGAAAUUCGUUUUUGAGUGCUUACAGUCAUGAAAUUACUGCUUUUAGUACUGCUUGCAGCGAACAGAAUGACUUUGAUCGUGUUGUUAUUAAUUCAAUUCGAUCAGCACAGAACAUAUCUCAAAGUUUCUCGCACUGUAUUCAAUUGAAUAACGAAGAAUCUGAUUUGAAUGCAAAGUCAGAAAAUUCUUUAUCUGAUCGCAUCGACUCUUUCAUAAAACGUAUUGGAGAAUGCAUUUUUCCUCAAGUGGAGUUAACUGAUCUUUUGACUCGGUGCUAUCAUGCUUGUCGGCAUUUAGAGGAGUCUUCAAAUAAAGGAGUGCAACCACUGGCAGAACUGUAUCUUCAGCUACCAAUUAGAAGUCUAGAAUUAGCAGAUUGUGUCAAGUAUGUUCAAAAAAAUUUGGAACGAAUUCAUGAAGAACAUAAACGCUCUCCUAUUCCAAUGUUCAAACCUUUCAGCGAUCACGAGACUCAGUUUUUGUCUGAUCUCAACGAGCACAUUCAUUCAGUUUAUAUCUGUCUGUAG
Messenger RNA from Thelazia callipaeda (thelaziosis nematode), 1203 nucleotides. NCBI's taxonomy places the organism in Eukaryota, Metazoa, Nematoda, Chromadorea, Rhabditida, Thelaziidae. The record is from the annotation of a GenBank genome assembly.